Messenger RNA from Encephalitozoon cuniculi GB-M1, 777 nucleotides. RefSeq lists its product as uncharacterized. The record is from RefSeq and is marked provisional. Gene Ontology annotation, molecular function: soluble NSF attachment protein activity; syntaxin binding. Lineage: Eukaryota; Fungi; Microsporidia; Unikaryonidae. The transcript has a single exon. Gene Ontology annotation, cellular component: vacuolar membrane; SNARE complex. Gene Ontology annotation, biological process: intracellular protein transport. Bases 1 to 777 code for a protein of 258 amino acids.
AUGGAUGCCGAGUCCAAAAACAGGAAGCUGAGGGAGGCUGAGAGACUGAGAACAAGGGGAGCAUUUCCAUUUAGUCUGUUUUCGUCUCCCGACUAUGAUGCCUCAGCAGAGAUAUUUAUGGAGCUUGGCAACAUGGAGGAGCAGAUGUCUGAGAAGGUGAUGUUCUACGAGGAGGCGGCAAGGACUUAUGAGAUGGGAGAGGGAGAGUAUGGUAGGUACCAGGCGUCGCAGGUCUAUGAAAAGAUAGCACAGGUGUGUGAGGACGAAUACCCUGAAAAGUCGGUUGAUGCAUACAGAAAGGCGGGGAUGUACUCCAAGCAAUGCGGACGGGAGAGUUUGGCGGCAAUGAACUUCCAAAGAGCGGCAGAGAUACUGAAGAGGGAGGGGGAUCUUGUCAGAUGUUUGGAGUACCUGCAAAAGGUUGCAGAAUGCUACUGUGGAAGCAACUGGAAGCACCACAAGAGAAAGGCAAUGAGGGACAUUGCGUCCGUGUACAUAGAGCUUGGGAGGUAUGGAUCAGCGGCUAAGAUAUUCCUGGGGUUUGACGAAAAUAUAUACACCUUCUGUGCCUUUCUUUGCCAUGUCAUAGAGGGGUCGCCUUCAGACCUUGAUGUCAGUGGAGAUGAGAAAGAAGUGUGUGAUGCACUUGGGGGAGACCUGGGUGCAGCACGUAAAAGCAUAGAAGAAUACAUUACAACACAUGCAAUGGUUGGAGAGGUCAGGAAACUGCUCGAGAUUGUCAAGGAAAGGCUUCGGCCUGAGAACGACAUUCUGUGA